CCCAAACACAUAACAAAAGCAAACAUGAAUUGCAAGAGCUUAGCCCUAGCUAUUCUAAUUCUCUCCUUAAACUUAUUAUCAUGUGCCGAAAGUUGCUUCACUUGUGAUCAGCCUCACACCCCAAAUGUGCCAGUAAUUGGUGGUGGCGGCGAGGCCGGAAGUUCAUCGCCAUCGAGCGGUCGCCCUGCUCACUGCCCAAGAGAUGCCCUAAAACUUGGCAUAUGCGCCAAAGUCUUGAAUGGCCCGGUGAAUGCGAUUGUAGGAACCCCACCUUCGCACCCAUGUUGCAGUGUAAUUGCUGGCCUUCUUGAUUUAGAAGCAGCUGUUUGUCUAUGUACUGCUAUUAAGGCUAAUAUUCUUGGGCUUGACAUUAAUAUUCCUAUUGUUCUUAACCUUAUUGUUAAUGCUUGUGGGCAGAAUGCACCCUCUGAUUUCCAAUGUGAUUGAUUGAUUAUUUGGUUAAAUUGAAUGUUAAAAGUUGAUUAAUUAAGUAGCAACUUUUAAUUAAUUUAAUGGCACGUAGUAUUGAAAUGUUGU
This is a messenger RNA of Amaranthus tricolor (Joseph's coat), 537 nucleotides long. Its product is annotated as 14 kDa proline-rich protein DC2.15-like. Lineage: Eukaryota; Viridiplantae; Streptophyta; Magnoliopsida; Caryophyllales; Amaranthaceae. Bases 25 to 447 code for a protein of 140 amino acids. The transcript has a single exon. The record is from RefSeq and is a predicted model, not a curated record.